Paramecium octaurelia is the source of this 1439-nucleotide messenger RNA. The record is from the annotation of a GenBank genome assembly. Lineage: Eukaryota; Ciliophora; Oligohymenophorea; Peniculida; Parameciidae.
AUGAAUUAAUAAUCAUCUGAUCAAAAAUUUGUUAGCAUUCUGACACCAAAUUUAUCAGACCUAGAGGAAGACACUUAAAACAACAAACAAGACUAGCAACCUUUGUAUUAAAUUAAUAUUAUAGGAUAGAUAAUUUCUAUACAUCUCUCCUAAUUUGUUUAAUAAGCUAUGGCCGGAAAUUAAGAAGUAGCUCUAAUUAUUGAAGGCCAGUUAAACUAAUUUAACUGCUUUUAAUGUUUAGCAAGUGAUAGAAGAAAUUUAUUGUUUGCAUUUCUUAAAUGUACUAAUAUUAAUAAAAGUUAGCCAAAACAAAUUAAAAACAAAAUUAAUUUCAAGAAUUUCUGUAUAGCAUUAGAUGGAUUUCCAUUAAAAAGAGAAUUCUUAGCCAAAAUACCAUAGAUAAGCGAUUUGGCUCUUAAAAUGGAUUCAGAAUUUACGGAUUAUCUGAGUAUGCUUUUAGAGAAAGUGGAGUUAAAAAGGAUGUAAGUAGCAAUCUUAUUGGCCAAUAUGUUUUUAUGUGUUAUGCACCUACAACCAGAUUAUAAACUAUUACCAGCUGUUUUCAUAAUGGCAAAAUUGUUUAAUCGAUCAAAUGAGGAUAGUGGAUAAAAUAAUAUUAAGAUUUAGAAGUUAAGAUGCUUAUUUUACUAUUUCCUUCAUGUAUUUUCACCUGAAUUCAAACCACACGAGAGGAUUACAUUCACCAGAAAAAAGCAGAACUUAAUAAUGCUUAAUAAACCCUUGUGUGAGUUUAUUUAUUGCGAAUAAGGUUAAAUGGAGAACGUGUAAGACUCCUUUAUAGUGGAUUUUGCAAAUAAGAGAAUCGGAGGUGGAGUCCUUAAUCUUGGAUGCGUUCAAGAGGAAAUACUAUUCUUGACACAUCCUGAAGCAUUGGCGUCAUUGCUAAUAACUACUGAGAUCAAGCAAGAUGAAUCAAUUAUUAUUGAGAGAGUCAACCGACUCAUUAUGUAUGAGGGCUAUAAAGAUAAAUUUGAAUGCAAAGGAAUGGUUAAAUAAAUCAGAAGUGUCAACUUCAUUGUAAGAAAUACAACUACAUUUUAUAGUGCAUAGAUGCAGGAGAUUACUCAGGGAAUUACCAUUAGUAAUAUAAAGAAUACAAGAGAGAGUUGACCAAAUCUUAUUGUGGAUUUUAUGGAAUUGCUCGUAUUUGUACUGGAAAAUGGGGAUGUGGAGUCUUUGGUGGAGAAUGGCAACUGAAGGCGUUAAUUUAAUGGGUUGCAGCAUCUAUGGGAGGAUGCCGUUAACUGGUGUUUAUCAAUGAUGAACAAUAUGCAUUCAACCAAGCUUUCAAUUUGAUCAAGGGUUUGAACUCCAAUUAAUUAUGGGAAUAUAUACAAAAAUACUGUUAGAGUAAAUCUUUAGAGGAAUUGAAUAAUUUCAAUGCUAUUGACUUCAUCUUGUCUUAACACCGAUUUUGA